AUGACGUCAUAAGACUGCGCCGCGAUCCUGCAUCUGCUGAAUAAAGGUUUGUUUUAAGAAUUUUAUGUUUAUAUCGACAUAAACAGUUUUAGUAGUUUUACCAGCGAUGUGAAAUGAGUUUAUUUACUAUUUAAUGUAAUUGUAAUUCUUUAUCUAACUGUAAUGAAGGAUAUUUGUGUGAGUAAAGCUCAUCCACUGAUGAGAAACAGUAAACCUGCGUCUCAUUUCUCUCUCUAUGGCUGCACCCGAGAAUCUAGGUAGCUGUCUUGCUGCCUCACUGUCUUAUAAGAGAAUGACUUGUACGGCAGCGUUUGUGCAUGAAGGCACCUCACUGAACUGAUUUUGGACAGACUUCUGAGACAGUGUAACAGUUUAAUGAUCUACAGCAAAAUAGCAUGAGAUUUGCUCAGCUUUCACAGAAUGGAAAGCACAGGAUUAUGGGAUAUCAAAGGCAGCUAAGGAUACAUCUAUGCUUCCUUCAAAAAUCGAUCUGAGGAAGGGAUCUCAUGAGGGAAGUGAAGCUAACAUUGGAUUCAGACGUGCCUUGAUGCCUUUCUACCUUGAAAUGUGUCCUCAAUCAAAUACUUUGAGAAAUGAUUCAGUGAAUCACGACACGUGCUGCUCAAACAGUGAACAUGAUCGAGAACACUAACAAACUAAUCAUGUUUUCAUCAAAGAGUAAUAAUUUAAAUAUAAUCUAUAAUUCUUUAAAUACCAAAUGUAGAUCAUAAAUGUCUAAAUAUGAAGUUUAUUAAUUUUAAGCGUUAGUGUUGUUGUCUAACCAUGUCAUUGAAGACCAUUAACUCUGAUAGCACUGAAAGAGGCGAGUCAUGAACUUAAUGAAAGGGAAGAAGAGAAAGAACAUAACGAUAAACAUCAUGAUUUCAUGAUUGGAGAAAGAUUGACACAGGCUAAAAAGUCUUCCUCACAAAAAAGAGUUCAAAAGACAGGAACUAAAAGUUAUUUCACCUGCCAACAGUGUGGAAAGAGUUUUGACCAACAUAGAAACCUUCAAGUCCACUUGAGAGUUCACACUAGAGAGAGUCCCUUCACUUGCCAGCAGUGUGGAAAGAGUUUCACACAUGAAGAAAACCUUCAAGUCCACAUGAGAAUUCACACUGGAGAAAAGCCUUACACCUGCCAACAAUGUGGAAAGAGUUUUACUGUGAAUGGAAACCUUAAAGUCCACAUGAGAAUUCAUACUGGAGAAAAGCCUCACACCUGCAAACAAUGUGGAAAGAGUUUCAGUCAAAAAGGAAUCCUUAAAGACCACAUGAGAAUUCACACUGGAGAAAAGCCUUACACCUGUCAAGAGUGUGGACAGAGUUUCACUGUAAAAGGAAACCUUAUAGUCCACAUGAGAAAUCACACUGGAGAGAGUCCAUUCGCCUGUAAACAGUGUGGAAAGAGUUUCAGUGGAAAAGGAAACCUUGAAAUCCACAUGAGAAUUCACACUGGAGAGAAACCUUUCACCUGCCAGCAAUGUGGACAGAGUUUCACGCAUAAAGGAAACCUUGAAAUCCACAUGAGAAUUCACACUGGAGAAAAGCCUUACACCUGCACUCUGUGCGGGAAUGGCUUCACACGGGAACGAAACCUUAGGAAACACAUGAAUGUUCACACUGGAGAGAUGCCAUUUACAUGUGAUCAGUGUUGAAAGAGUUUCAGAUUUAAAGGUGACCUUAAGGUCUACAUGAGGAUUCACUCGAAAGAGAACUGUUUUAGAAGUCGUCACUGUGGAAAGAGCAGAGGUGUAAAGAGUAUCUGAAAACCAUUCUUGAGUAAAAGUACAGAUACCUGACAGCAAAAAUUACUCCCAUUACAACAGGGUAUCCGUGGGGCAUUAAAAAGCAUUAAAAGUCAUUAAAUGGAUUUUGCGAAAAUUAAGGCCUUAAAUGGCAUUAAAUUUCAUUUCUACAGGCAUUACAUUUUUUAUAUAUAGUUUUGAAGAAAAAUAAUACUACCAGUUUAUUUUGAAUAAAGCCUAAAUAAUUAAUAACUUUGAUUUGCUGUCGCAAAAUGUACAUUGGUGUGAUACGCACACGGAACCAGUUUGGUAAUUGCCUCCGGCCUGUGCAAAAUUGGUGUAACGCCGUUUCGGACUGUGGCGGGCUGGGACCUGUAGACAGAAGGCUGCAUCAGUUUUGCCAACAUCAGUUUUGCCAGCCUUUUCAGGCCCCUUUUGCGACUUUUUUCUAAGAAGAAAGCGUGUUGUGACGAAUAUAGUGACUUGUUAACCUGAUCUAGCUUCCGAGACCCCCUGGUACUACCGCACGAGCGCAAGAUCUUGCUUUCCUGCCGCUGCCGCACCUCUCUGAUUCAGCAGCUCAUUCAGUUGAGGAUGUGCGCUCUGUCAGAGAACAAAUAAAAUAGAUACUAUUGCUUCUAA
Ctenopharyngodon idella (grass carp) is the source of this 2389-nucleotide messenger RNA. Its product is annotated as gastrula zinc finger protein XlCGF8.2DB-like. Lineage: Eukaryota; Metazoa; Chordata; Actinopteri; Cypriniformes; Xenocyprididae. The record is from RefSeq and is a predicted model, not a curated record. Gene Ontology annotation, cellular component: nucleus. Gene Ontology annotation, biological process: central nervous system development; regulation of transcription by RNA polymerase II. Bases 887 to 1657 code for a protein of 256 amino acids. Gene Ontology annotation, molecular function: RNA polymerase II cis-regulatory region sequence-specific DNA binding; DNA-binding transcription factor activity, RNA polymerase II-specific. The transcript has 2 exons.